AUGAAAAAUGAGAUUUCCCUUCCUCUCUUUCUCUUCACUCUGCCCUGACCGUCGUCAAUCUUUCAGGUCGCCGUCGCCGAUUCGUCUACCAAAUCACCACCAGAGAAAGGAAGGAAAGGGCCCAUGUCGCCGUGCAGAUCUGGAUUUUAAACGAUUUUGUUUCCCUGAGAUCUGGGUUUCUUCAAGAAAGCCCGCUGUAGAGGUUCAACUCUCCGAUUUGGGCAGUGUCGCCAAGAAGGAAGGAGAAGUCGCGCCGUUGCCGAGGAGGAAGGAGAAGCCGAGUCGCAUCCGUCGAUGAAGGAAGUCACCUUGCCGCUCAUCGUUGUCGCACCCAACGGAGGAAGAAGGUCGCGUCGAGGAAGGUCUCCUCAGCAGCGUAACCGGAAUCGGAAUCCGAUGAUUAUUCCUCCGCUGGUUCCAACUACUGGGCUGGUUCUAUGUAAUUGGCCGAUAUUCCCGCGACGAUGAAGGAAGAUGAAGGGAAAAAGGAGGAGGAAGGGGUACCUAAAUCCGUCGUCUCCUUCAGAGCUCCGUCGUCUCGCUCUGUCGUCUCCUCGCCAGCGCUCCGACGCUUCGUUCGCCAAAAUCCCCGGCCUGGGAAUGCACGGCCGGGAGCAACGCUAGCCUUUUCCGGCUUUCACAUGACGAGGGACGAAGCCGGCGCCGUUGAUUUUGGUUCUGUGGUGGGCGAUGGGUUUGGUUUCGCCGGAGUCGUCGAGGGCUUCUUCUUUGAGGGAGAAAAUCGAACGGGGAGAUUGGGUGGAAGAGAGUGAAGAGAGAGGGAGUGAUUAGAUAAUGUUUCUGAUUUUCCCCUUUUCUUAUUUCAUUUUUUGGUUAAUUUUAAUUAGGUGCCACAACAGAAAAAAUGUGCCACGUGUACAGUUUUAUUCCACGUCGGAGUCAACUGACGGCUGACCAGACGGAGAGUUGACGAUUUGGCUAAUAACAUGUUUUCGAAAAA
Molecule: messenger RNA, 961 nt
Organism: Linum trigynum
Lineage: Eukaryota; Viridiplantae; Streptophyta; Magnoliopsida; Malpighiales; Linaceae
Source: the annotation of a GenBank genome assembly